Messenger RNA from Alligator mississippiensis (American alligator), 10992 nucleotides. RefSeq names its product transmembrane protein 260 (gene TMEM260). The transcript is spliced from 16 exons. The record is from RefSeq and is a predicted model, not a curated record. Lineage: Eukaryota; Metazoa; Chordata; Crocodylia; Alligatoridae. Bases 97 to 2187 code for a protein of 696 amino acids.
GGGGGUUGGAGCCCGGCGUCCCGCGCCCCCCCCCGCGCAGCCGGCGACAGUGGUGCGGCCCGGCCCGCCCCCGGAAGAGCGGCGCGGCGGCGGCACAUGGCGGCGCGGGGAGCGGGCGCGGGGGCCGCCGCGCUGGGCGCCGCCGUGGCCGCCGUGUACGCGGCCUCGCUGCCGCCGGCCCUGCCCGGGGGAGACUCGGGGGAGCUGAUCACAGCCGCAUAUGAGCUUGGAGUUGCUCAUCCUCCCGGUUACCCUUUGUUCACUCUGCUGGCCAAACUGGUAAUUGGUCUGUUCCCUUUUGGCUCCAUCGCGUACCGAGUAAAUCUCCUCUGUGCCUUACUGGGAGCAGCUGCAGCCUCGUUGCUUUUUUACACAGUUUUCAGGCUUUCUGGCUCAUAUGCUGGAGGAAUCCUUGCUGCGGGGGUGUUUUCAUUUUCUCGUCUAACAUGGCAGUGGUCCAUUGCGGCAGAGGUUUUUAGCUUAAACAAUCUGUUUGUGGGGCUGCUUCUGGCUCUUACUGUACGUUUUGAGGAGGCCUCCACUGCGGAAGAGAGAGCAAAGAUAUCUAGAGUUGGUGCCUUUUGCUGUGGGCUUAGUUUGUGCAAUCAGCACACCAUAGUGUUUUACGUGCUGUGCAUUGUACCGUGGGUUCUGUUGCAGCUUUUCAAAGAGAUGGAAUUGUCCCUAGGCCAUUUGCUGAAGUUGGGUUUCUGCUUCUUGGCUGGUUUGCUGCCUUAUCUCUACCUGCCUGUUUCAUCCUACCUCAAUUGUGCACGUUGGACCUGGGGAGACCAGACGACUUUUAAAGGAUUUUUGACCCACUUUCUCAGAGAAGAAUAUGGGACGUUCAAUCUGGCCAAAUCUGAGACGGGAACCAGUAUGCGAGAAAUGCUGCUCUUUCAGCUGACACACAUGAAGGCAGAGCUGUCCUGGACCGUCCAGGCACUGGCAGUUGUUGCAUGUGUAUGUGCAGCAGUGCAGACUAAGCAGGAGAAGUCCUCGAUGAUAUGGCUGUUUACUGGCAUGCUCUGCAUUUAUUCGUUAUUCUUUGCUUGGAGAGCCAAUUUGGAUAUUACAAAACCACUGUUUAUGGGUGUGGUAGAACGUUUCUGGAUGCAAAGCAAUGCAGCUGUUGCCGUGCUAGCAGGGCUGGGGCUGGCCUCGCUUAUCUCUGUUGGAAAUACAGCGCUUGAGAACAGCCGCAUGCUGCAGUGUGUGGAGUGGCUUUCUGCUACCGCCCUUGUUACUUGUCAAAUUUAUGCCAAUUACAGCCUUUGUGAUCAAAGCCGCAACGAGGUAGUCGAUAAGUUUGCAAGAAACCUUCUGUCCUCCAUGCCACCUGACGCAAUACUCUUGCUCAGAGGAGACUUGCCAGGGAACUCCCUCCGUUACGUUCACUACUGCGAGGGAAUGCGGCCUGACCUGACGCUAGUAGAUCAAGAGAUGAUGACUUACAAGUGGUAUCUGCCCAAGGUGGCUAAGCAUUUACCUGGCAUCUCCUUUCCUGGAAGCCGGUGGAAUCCUGUGGAAGGAACGUUACCUGAUGGAACACGCACGUUUAAUCUCCAUCAUUUUCUCAAAGUAAAUAAACAGAAGGAAGUGUUCGUCUGUAUAGGGCUUCAUGAGGGGGACUCGACCUGGAAAAAAACCUAUUCGCUUUGGCCGUGGGGAGCCUGUGAUAAAUUGGUUUCUACAAAAACUGUUUUUAACCCAGUAGAGUGGAUUAAUCUUACAAGGAGCAUCUAUAACUGGACUGAAGAUUACGGAAGAUUUGAUCCAUCUUCGUGGGAGGCUGUCGCCAAUGAAGAGAUGUGGCAAGCCAGGAUGAAAACAGCCUUCUUCAUCUUCGACCUUGCAGAAGCAGCUAGUGUGUCUGCAGAUAUAAAAUCACAACUUUAUAAGUUUGCCUACGAACUCUACAAGGAAAUUGUCAACUUGCAUAAAAACCAUCCAGUCAAUUGGCAUAAAAACUACGCAAUCGCUUGCGAAAGGAUGUUGCGUCUGCAUCAAACAGAUGUCAACCCUGAAGAGUUGCUCUCUGAAAUUGUGAAACAUUUCCUCCUCUAUACAGAGAAAACAGAGGAUGAUCCCCAGCGGGUGGACAUUUUGCAGGCUGUAAAACACCUGAAGAAAGAGCUGCAUGGGCUGAGGAAAAGGAAAAAAGAUGUGAAGCGCCAGGCUGGAUAGAACCCAUUUGACUCUCCAAGUCUGAAAUGCUAACACCGUUGAGACUGGGAGUUAAAAAUGAAAUCUGUUCUUAACAGCAUGAGAACAGUUCUUUACAAGACAUGGAACUAGCAGCAGUGGGAAUCGAGCACUUGUCUCGAUCAGUGGUUCUCUCCUUUUUCAGUGAAGGCACCCCUCUACAGCUCUUUUGAAUGUGGUGGCUUGCAUGGUUGAGAACCACUGUUCGUAUGGUCUCGGCUUACCUCAGUGGUUCUCAACCACGCACCACUGCCCCGGGUAAAACUAUCCUGCCUGCCUGGUAUGCAGCCAGACUGGGAAAGUCUGGGGCACGUGUAGACUUCCUUGCUUCAAUAAGAUUCUCUGAUAACCCUAAUGUAGACUGGAGAGCCGGCUCAUGCUGCAGCCCUUGGCAGUCCAACUCUGCACAGUGUCUUCCAGAAAGAGGCACACAGGACGGGUAGAACUGUCCUACCUGUUUCUGAGAGGAGUGAGUAGGGCAGACCAAGUAGGGCUACUGCAGAAGCUGGCCCUUCUUCCUGAUUUAGGGUUAAUGGAGAACCCUAAUGCAAGAGGAGCAUGCGUAUGCCACAGCCCUGUGUGCAAAGCAGCUUCAUCUGGCCCCUGCAGCGGUGCCUGUAUCCCCUGAGUGGAUUUCACAGCACCCCACUUGAGAACCACGAGUCUAGAUAGAAGUGUAACAUUGUCCAUUUGUGGUUGCCAAAUGUACAAUUCUGGUGUCCAGAACUAUUUUGUGUAAGGGGGAAAUGCAUUAUAAGAAUAAAUACUGUUGUUUAAAAAAAAAAAUGUUGACCACAAAAUGAGAAAAGUUCAAGAUCUUAAGGUAAGGAAGGAAGGAGAGCAAUAGAAUAAAGAUAUUGGGCUUCAGAAAAGCAGACUUUAGCAAACUCUGGAAUUAGUGGGCAGGAUCCCCUGGGAGGUAAGUCUGAGGGGAAAGCUGACUGACUGUACUUUUAAGGAGGCUCUUAAGGGCACAGGAACAAACUAUCUUGAUGAGACAAGAAUGGGAAGUGCACCAGGAGAGCAGCCUGGCUAAAUGGCGAUCUCUUUGAAUUGAAACUGAAAAAGGCGUACUCCAAAAAAUGGAAACUUGGUCCUAGUACUAAGGAAGAGUGUAAGAUCAUUGCAUGGGCAUGCAAGGAGAAAAUUAGGAAGGGCAAGGCACAAUUUGAGAUCCAACUGGCAAGAGACAUAAAAGGCAAUAAAAAGGGAUUCUACGAGUAUGUCCAGAGUAAGAGGAAGAGCAAAGAAAUGGGUUCCUUAUGGAGUGCAAAAGGCGAUCUACUGUUUUUAUUUAAUUCUAAGAUGAGGUUCCCCCCCAUUUAACAUUGGUGUGGGGGGACGGACCUCUUAAAAUCCAGUAUGAGGGCAAUGGGGUGGGGGGGGCAGGCGGCUGCUGUAGCUUAGGCUCUGGCCCCUAUCUGGGUUUGGGACCAUAGCCAUAGCACGGCCCCAGCCUGGCCUCAUAGCAGUGGAGCGCAGCAUGCACAGCUGCUAUGGGGGCUGGGCUGGGGUUAUGCUCAGUGCCCCAGGCUUCAAUGGGAACAGAGCCUGCCAUGGAGCAAGGGUAAGGGAGGGAGGAAGUGGGAGCAGUGGCUGGAGGGGGAGAAGAGAGGGCCCAGAGCUCGGGGGGGGAUCAGAUAGGGGGCAUAGAAGUGGCAGGGGGCUAGCAGCUUGACCUUCCCAUACCACCUGCCCCCUCCCCCCUGCAGCAGUGGGUAGGGAUGAAUUAAAGAUGACCCUCCAAUAAUUAGAUUCUAUACAUGGAAAAUUAUAACAAACUUAGAUAUUUUCCAUAUAUAGAGUCAAAUUAUUGGGGGGUGCUUUAAAUUCAAGUAAAUACAGUAGUUAUGGAUGAUGCAGAGAAGACUGAAGUGUUUAAUGCCUUUUUUUACUCCUCACAAAUUAGGGGCAGCUACCAAUGACAAGCACUGGUGGCAGCAAAGAUAGGGAAGCAGUUAAAUAGACUAGAGUUAUGACAGAACAGGUAAGGUGUUACUUAGAGAAGCUAGAUGCUUUCAAGUUAGCUAGUUUGGAUAGAAUGCACCCUAAGGUGCUGAGGAAAAUGGCUGAGGUAAUUGCAGAGCCAUUUGCUAUCCCCUUUGAAAACUCAUGGAGGUCAGGUGAGGUCCCAGAUGAUUAGAAAACGGCAAACAGUGCCUCUCUCUAAGAAAGGAAGAAGCAGGAUCCAGGAAACUACAGACAAGUUGGUAUGAUCUCAAUACCUGUAAAGAUAAUGGAGAAGCACCUGGAGGAGAACAAGGUGGUCAGGAACAGUCAGCAUUGAUUCACCAAGAGUAAGUCAUGCCUGACCCACCUGAUUUCUUUUUCUGAUAACGUGACAGGCCUUGUGGAUGUAUGAAGCACAUUGGAUGUGAUCUACUUUGACCAUAGCAAGGCUUUUGACACUAUUUCCUGUGACAUUCUCAAUGAUGUCAAGCCAAGGAAAUAUAGACAAGACAAAAGUACUGUAAGGUGGGUAUGUAACUGGUUGGAUCAUUGGGCUGAAUAAGUAGUUGUGAAUGACUCAAUGGCUAGUUGGUAUCAGGGGUUCCACAGGGCUCUGUCCUGGGUCUCAUAUUGUUUCAUGUCUUCAUUAAUGGUUUGGAGGAUGGGAUCAAGUGGACUCUUAGCAAAUUUACAGACAACACCAAGUUGGGUAGUUGUAGAUGCUCUGGAGGGUAGGGCUAGGAUUCAGAAUGAUCUGGAUAGACUGGAGAACUGGUCUGCAGUCAGUCGGGUGAAAGUAAACAAGGACAGGCACUUGGGAAAGAAUAUAGCCUGGGGAUAUGGACAUUCUCACAAGCAAGCUAAGAUAUUACAGGCUGCAUGUAUGGACCAUAAGGUGGAUAGAAAACUGCCUGGAUCAUUGGGCUCAGAGGGUAGUAACCAAUGACUCUAUGUAGCUGGCAACCAGUCUCAAGUGGAGUGGCCCAGGGGUCAGUCCUGGGGCCAGUUUUGUUCAGUAUCUUCAUCAGUAAUCUGGAAGAUGGGAUGAAAUGCACCCUCAGGAAGUUUGGGGGGAGUAGUAGAUGCACUGUAGGUGCAGGAAAGGACCUGUGGGUUACCAUGGACAAGAGGCUGAAUAUGAGCCAACAGUGUGCCCUGCAUUAGUAGGAGCAAUUCUAGAAGAUCAAGGGAAGUGAUUCUCCUCCUCUGUUUGGUACUGGUGAGGCCACAUCUGGAAUACUGUGUCCAGUUUUGGGCCCCCCACUACAGAAAGGAUGUGGAUACAUCGGGGAGAAUUCAGCAGAGGGCAAUGAAAAUGGGUAGAGGACUGAGGCACAUGACUUCUAAGGAGAGGCUGAGGGAACUGGGCUUAUUUAGGCUGCAGAAGGAAAGAUGGAAGGAAUUUAAUAGCAGUGUCAGCUACCUGCAGGGUGGUUCCAAAGAGGAUGGAGUUGGACUGUUCUCAAUGGUGGCAGGUGCAAUGGGCAAGGAGCAAUGGGCUUAAGUUGCAGCAAAGGAGGUUUAUGUUAGAUAUCAGGAAGAGCUUUUUCACCAGAAGAGUAGUAAAGCACCUGAACAGGUUACUCAGGUUGUAGAAUCUCCAUCCUUGGGUGUUUUUAAGGCCCAGCUAAAUAAUGCUUUGGCUGGGAUGAUCUAGUUAGGGAUAGUUCUGCUUUGAGUAGGAGAUUGGACUAAUGACUUCCUCAGGUCCCUUCCAACUCUUAUUUUCUAUGACUGUAUGAAUGAGUGGUUAUUCUGCUAGAACUGUAGAAAAGGACCUGGGGGUUACAGUAGACCAUAAACUGAAUAUGAGUGUGCUCUUGUUGCCAAAAAAUCCAACAGCAUACUGUGUUGUAUUAACAGAAGUGUCACCUGCAAAUCAAGGGAAGCGAUUCUCCUGCUUUAUUCAGAACUUGUAAGGUCUCAGAUGGAGUACUGUGUCCAGUCUUGGGCCCCACGCUUCAGGAAGCAUGUGAAGAGAUUGGAAGGAAUUCAGUGGAGAGCAAACAAACAUGAUUAGAGGCCUGGGAAGCAUGACUGAUGAAAAAAGGCUGAGAGGGGAUUUGAUAACAGUAUUCAAAUACCCGAAGGGCAGUUAGAGGAUGGAGAUGGGCUUUUCUCCAUAGCUGUAGGACACAGCACUAGGAGCAGUACACUCAAGCUGCAGCAAUAGUUUAGGUGAGACAUUAGGAGGAACUUUCUGACUGUGUGUGGUCAAAGCAUUGGCACAAGCUAUCUAAAAUUGUAGGAGCUCCAUCCCUGGAAAUUUUCAAGAGCAGGUUGAUGAGAUGUUUGGCUAAGAUGGCUUAGUGAGGGAUGAUCCUGCCCCGAGCAGGGAGUUAGACUAGCUGGUUUUGUGAGAUCCCUUCCAGCCCUGCUUUCCUAUGAUUUAUCCCCCACUUAUAAUAUAGAUGCCAUAUAUGUUCCACCAGAACUGUUUUAAGGGUGUUAAAGAGUUUGACCUUAACCUGACUCCACAAGACAGAUUUUUUUAUCAUAAAUCCAGCUCUGUAGGGCUCAGAGAUCCAUUUUCUAAAGUAGCAUCACCAUAUUUUCACACACUCACAUGUUGGACCCUACUUGCCAUCAUACAAAGUUUUCCAUUUCUGUUUUUUCAGGCCUAUCACACAUUACAAUCCUGGCAGGAUUAUGCAGAGAGGAGCUGUAUCUGGUUUGAAUCUUGGUGGGAGGGAGAAAGAAAAGGCGUUUAGAUGGCAACUGUGAAGGGUUCUCUGAGGAUUUGAUGUGUUGGACCAAGCAGAGAUGGAGAUGCCUUAGGCUAUGGACAGACGUUAGACAUAAACUAGUGAUCAGAAACUGGUUUAAACCUGUAACAGAACAGGUUCAGUGCACGUAAAUCAGUAUGAAAAUGGCUGAAACCAGUUAAGAUAAACCUGGAUGAAUGUAGUAUCAGACUUAACUGAUUUGGGUCAUACCAGUUUAUGCAAUGUCUAUCCCAGACCCCUUCCUGGUUUAUAUUAAAUUAGAGUCCCUCAGCAUCCCAGCAUGCUGUCUGGGCUGGGCUCUGUGCUCCAGAAAGCUGGGCUGGCCCCUCCCCUUUGGUCCCUGGUUGCAGCUCUGGCAGAGAUGUACAGCUGUGUCUGCCUGGCUUCCUCCUGCUAUCCCCCAACCUCAUCAGCCUUACAGAGACACCUGUCAGCAUUAGCUAGCAGACCACAUGCUGGCUACAGUCCGUGCUGUGGGAGACGGGACAAAGGCGUACAGGACAGUGUCGGCUUAGGGCUCUUUGGAUCUAAUCAACAGGUAGCUGGUAAUAUCCCUCCAAGUUGCUUAAGAAGACCUUGAACUAAUGAGAGAUGGUUUGCUGAUGGGGUGAUAAAUGCUCCCCGUGUAUCUCAUUGCUGUGUAAAUCCCUGCUGGCUCCCUUGCUGACCUGUGAGGGGGGAACCCCUUCUUAAUCAGAGUGUCCUGCGGGGCCUAGCCAUGCCCCCCCCCCCUCAGCUCAGCAGUGUGGAAGGGGAGGGAGGGCUGCUCUAACACCCCCUGGCUUGUAGCCUGAGCUACUGCAGGCAUGUGCCUGCAAUCUGGAACGAAAAGGGACAGUCUAACACCUCCAAAUCGGUUCAAGCAAUGCACGUUAGACUUACCUGCAAAGAUUGAAUCAACUCAGGCUCAGACUUCUUGAAUGUCUGUCCCUAGCCUUAGUGAGCAGAGUGCAGGUGAAGCUGGUGGAGAAGUCAUAUUUAUCAUGUGGCUCUGCAAUUUAUCAUGGGGGAGUUAUUGUGUGUGUGUUCAUUCACAUGCAUGCAUAUUUCUUCACUUUUCAUCCACAGCAAAAUCUCUGUAGUGUAGAUCUGUGCAACAAAAUCUCUAGUGUAGAUCUGUAUUUUGACACGGUGAACGACAACCUAUAAAGGUUUUAAUGAGCAAACAAAUAAACCCCCUUUCUCUUUGUAAUUCCCCGAUUGGCUGGUUGUGCAAAAAAUUACAACAUUGGAGGAAAAAAGAGGGGUUUUUUUCCUCUUUUUGUGUAUUUGGGCAUUUGACAGCAGGCUUUAUCUGUUGUCUUUACUUAUGUUCUUGCACGGGGGAUUUUCAGACAUCAGCAGAGGAGAGAAGAACAUUGUUAAAAGAAUAGGAAUAUACUGUUUUAAAAGUGCAGAAAAUGAGGGGGGGCAGAGAUGUAGGUUGAACUCUUGUGAGCUAAUUGACUAGAUUUCAGGCUGAUGGUGCCCUCUUCGUUUUUAUCAAUUGCUGUGUAAGUGUGCACAUGAAACUACACAAUAUCACACAUUCCUACAUACCAGCCUUUUAGAACAAGAACACCAGCACUCUCCUCUCAUAAUCAGCCCUUCAGCACAGCAGAAGGCAUUUAGGCAUCAAAUUAUUGAAUGCUUUUGUUAACUACAUUAUUGAAAACCCAUUCAGGCAAAUAUAGUUAGUCAAGUUCUGCCUUGAUUAGAUGUCCCCUUUCUAGCUGCACAGUCUUGAAAUAAUUGGAAGCUUUUGUAAAAUUUACUAUCACUGGGAAAGGAGAGAGAUGCAAAGAUCUGUGAUCCGAUUGAAAUACUGGAAAUAAAAUAUUUUAGUCGGGAGCAGUGCAAGUUGGAGACUAUUUCUCCCACAGAAAGGUACAUGCCUUGAUUUGGAUAUCGUUGGAUAUGCUGACCCAGGACACCACUAUCUUAACACAUAGGGUGAAGGUGGCAGUGUGUUGUGUGCGACUGCAGCUAUAACCUAUCAUUGAUGACAAAACUGCAAAGGUAAAAUAUUGAAAGCGGAAAUAGUUUCAAGAUGCCUUUUUCUAAAACCUUUCACAUUGUCUUCUGGGUUUUUUUUAUCAGAAGGAAUUGUUAUAUGACUGUUUCCACGCCUAACCAGCAGUGCCGAGAGAUGCUGGCAAAGUUUAAUUUUUUUUUUUUUAUCAGCUCCUCUUAGGUGGCACCCUUAAGUUUAUCAAACAAGCAAAGCUGAUUUGCUCUUCGUUAGUCUCAGUUGCAUGAAUCAGUUGCCAAGUAAACAGGGUUUUGCAUUUUCCUAAUUACUUUCAUAUUUGUGUUUUACCUCUAUUUGUUCUCCUGCCGAACUGGGCCUAAUAAUUAGUUAGACUCCUGCUGCCUAACCCGAAAAAAGGAGACUUUUGAGGGGAGUUUCCCCCUCCCUCCCCCUUAUAAAUUCAUUUUUGUUACAAGCAUCUUUUAUACAUAUUACUAAAGGGAGCACACUAAGAAAUGCAAAUAAUAGUUCUUUAUUUUAUUAUGACAGUUAAUUAAUAGCAACCUGUUUUAAUGAAUAAAGUCACUCAGAGUCCUUCAGCACUUCCUAAGUAGAGGCUAGAAUCUGUAGGGAUUCUUUUCCCUCCAAUUGUAUAGCUCCUAGACUCCAAGCACUAUAUAGGCCCCUGUAUAGAAAUGUUCACUAAUGAAGAGGGAGGGCUAGAAGCUUGUCUGCAUUCAAAGAUCACUGGUGAGUCAUUCAGCAAGAAAAGGCCCCUUACUAGGAAUAGUCACAGUUCCGUGGCAUUGUACUAGCAAAAGGGUCUGAUCAAAGGUCUCCUGUGGAGCUUGCAUGGUUCCCUUUCAUACUACGACCAUAAUUAAAACCACUAAUUCUCUUUUAAAAUGCUGCAGGAUGCCAUGUAGGCAUCUGUCUGGAGUGUCCUUUGUGAUGUCAUAAGCUGUUAAGGACCAGUGCCGGGGGCUUUUGAGUGAAAUGCCAGUCAUGAAGGUGCUUCAAGACAAGGGUGCCUCUAAAGGCUUGACAGGGCCUUGACUACACAAUUCGAGCUGAAUUUGCCCCUCGUCAGCUGCCAGUAAAUAAAUCUCAAAGGGGGAAAAGCUGAAGUUUCAUUACCUGAUCCGUGGGGCUUUGUUGGUUUUGGCAUCACACAGAGGAAGCUCUUGCCCCUCUAUUCUCUGGAUUUGAGGAUGCCCGUUGGAGCCUGCAGAGCCUGGGUGGAGUUCAGUGCGGAACCUUUUGAAGAGUGUCAAUAGUUGUAACAGUUCAGCUGUUAGGAAGACAAAUAAAUGGAGGAGCUCAUUAAUCCUCUUUUGGCUCUCGGUGCCUUUUGCCCUUUUAUCACAGCCUUAUUAGGCUCCUACUCAUCUUGAACCAGAAAAAAAUGAAUUGAAGUUGUUGAGUACUAAUUGGCAAGGACUUUUUCAUCGCGGGCCAAGAACUUUCCCUGACUUGAAAGUAACUUCUCCGCAGGGAGGAACAAAAAAUUCUGGGUUUGCCUUGGAAGACGGCUUAAAAUAAAAUAAAUAAUAACGAAAAAUCUCUAUUAGGGUUCGACGCGGUGAAAAAGUGUUGAUGGAGCAAUGGAUCGAUUGUCAGGUCUCUCCAUCCCAAAGACAUUUGCUGUGUACGUUCUGUGCUUUAGAAUAAUUUUGGAGCUGGAAUUGUAAUAUAGAAGGAAUUUUUAUUUCCCCCUUCCUCCCCCCAAAACAGUUGCAUUUUGUUUGGCUGUGUCACUGUUACAGUCGUAUGUAUGGGUAAUAAAAAAUGCCUAUUCACAGCAGCAUACCUCCAUGGGACCAGUCCUUCAGAUGCCAGGGGGCUGCCUUUUAUAUGGUGGAAAGGGUCAUCUAUUAUCUCAAUCACUUGCAACCACUUACAUGUGUGGUAUAAAGAUGCAUCGCAACUUUCAUGAUGUCUGGCAAUGCUUUUGAUCAUGAUACUAUCACACCAUAUUUAACUAGAGUAAUAAAAUAAUUUAGAUCAACAGUUACAGGGAUUGAAAAUACUUAAAAUAUUAUGUUGUGCAUUGAUUUUUUUUUUUUUUUGUUAAGGCAGAAGUUGCUAAAUUUAGAAUUUAAUUUCCUGCGUCAUUCUUUGUUUGCCACAAGUCAAAUAAAGAAGAACUGUUGCCAUGUC